AUGGAGUUACGGAAACCUACUUUUCGAUUCGACCACGGAUGCAAGUAUUUCCAGGAGGCGGGCAGCAAUGACGAGGCUCUGCCAAUGUUCCGCUACAAGGAGGUGUAUGAUUCAUCUGUUUUUGCUGUCGAUACUUUCGGAGACGGCUCGUGGAUUGACACAAGCAUACCGAGCCAGUGCCCGCCAGCAUGCGCUUGCCAUCAAUUGGCCGUGUCGCCCGAGGAGGAAUCAUUUGCCUUUACCGUCACCAAGUCUAAAAGCAUUUUUCAAGUUCAAAUUCACUCCAUGAGACUCCGAUUCGAAAUCUUGGAGAAGUUUGUCUCCGUGAAGGCUCUGAAAGAAGCGCCAAUCGGGGACGGAUUUGGCGCUUUUGAUGGCUUUGCUCUGGUAAAGUGCCGGCCUCACUUGAUGCAAAGAUUGGACCGAUUGCGUCAGCGGUUGAAGUCGUCCAGUCAGAGCGCCAUUGAUACUCGCGAAUUACGUUUGGUGUCGGAGAUGUAUCUUCUUGUGAACGGGUUGUUGAACGAUACGGAGAUCACUCAGCCCUUCCAUUCUCGGGGACCAUCCAGGAACCUUCACCCACAGCAGUGUUAUGAUUCACAACAAUGGGGGCGCUUUUCGAAUGCCUACAUGGAUCUUCCAUCGCAAACCAACGUUCCACAUGAACAAUCGAUGUGGUUUGGACCACUGGAAUCCGAUGACACUUACGGAAGGCCUCAAUACACCCCGCAAGACGUUCACUCUUGCAGUGUCAAUUCUUAUGAGGAGUCUUACACGGUGCACAACGAACAGAGCUUUGGCUCAUUGAGUCUUUGGAAAGUUGGCGACCCUGAGAAUGGCAACGAUGACAAUCAUCCCGAUGAUCGCCAAGAUCACUCGCAGUCUAUGCUCAACAACCCGCCCGCCAUAGAGUCGCAGCCAUCACUCACCAACGUUAUCAAUAAUCCAAGAAGUGAGUCUCUGAGAAUUGCUGCAUCUCGUGGAGACAUGGAAGCAGUAUGCCAACUCUUGGACGCCGGUGCAGACCCGAAUAGCACACAGCUGUCACCAUCUUCUGGCCCGGCACUUUAUGAGGCAGCGCUUGCGGGGCACGAGUCUAUUGUCCGUAUCUUGAUCAAUCACGGCGCCUUAGUGGAAGGCAUAUCGAUUGGUAGCCGGACGUAUCACCCGCUGCUUGCAGCCAUCAGACGCCGAUCUUCCAAAAUCGUCAAACUACUCCUCAGUCAUCUCUCCAACGCCAAUCUCAACGAAGUAAACCUUCUUGACAUCUGCCCAUCACAGGAUAGAUGGGUCAUUGCCAGAAAUCUUCUCGAUUGUGGUUUUACUCCAGAAUCUCUGACAGAACAAGCCGUGGAGCUCUCAGAUCCAGAUGAACGCCUUAUUUCAGUUCUUCUCGACGCUCGCGCUGAUUCGAAGAUUCUAGAAAAUAUACUUUUCCAGCGAGGACACGAAAAGCUCGUAUGUGCUGCCAAAGAUCAGAUUUCACGUAAUAGGCGCCUGAUUAGCGCGGUACAGCGUGGAUGUCAGCGAGAAUAUGAGCAGGAGAUAGCAGCAGGGGCUAACCCAUCGUGGGCCCUUUCAACUUCGCUUCGCUCCUUGCAGCCUGAUUUAGCGGGUUAUCUGCUAAAGCAGGGAGCAGAUCCUCGAUUGCUGAGCUUCCGAGGGGAUCUGGCUGGUGAGGUAGGGAAGAUUAGGCUGUCAUACAUGCUGGCUCAAUCUACCCACUUCAACGAUAAACAACUUCUGGAUGUCCUUUUAGACCAAGGGGCCAAUGUCAACGGCCUCAAUUUUGAGAAUGGAAAGUCGAUUCUCGUGGAAGCCAUCGAAGCAGAGAGUUAUGCUUGUGUUCAGCACCUACUUGAUCGCGGAGCUCUUGUGAAUAAGCAGGACUGGUGGGGGACCAUCCCGCUGAGAGCCGCACUGCAAACUGGCAAAAGUGAAAUCGUUGUUGAAUUGCUCCAGCACGGUGCUUCCUUUGAUAAGAACUCGGACGAAUCAACGAUCUCUUCAGAUUGCACUGACCAAGGAGACCCAGCCUAUGACGGGCUUUACACACAUAUAGCGCUUCAGAGCCGAUACCCUAAAAGAUCUCUCUGGAGACACCCCUCCCCUAGAGAGCCUCAUAUCAGAAGGACCGAACUGUACAAAGGAGAUCCCGAGAGCCCAGAAGUGCUUGUUGCCAGGUCCAACCUUAGAAACUCAGUUCUGUCUUUAAACACAGGGUUCAGAACUCCGGAAGAGGCUUUAUUCGACGCAACUUGCAAGGGUCAAGUCGCAUUGGUUCAAAAUAUGCUCGAGUGUGCCGCUGAUGGAAAUGGAUGUCGCAACGCGAUUCCGAGUCGAGUUCUUAGCCUAGACGAUUCUUUUGGUGGGAGAACGUGCCUGAUGCAGGCUGUGGAAAGUGGUCACCUCAAAAUUGCGAAGGCUCUCCUACAGUAUGGGGCUGAUGUCAACAUAAUGUCGUCCCACGAGACUGCUCUGAGUAUUGCGGCAAAGUCUGGCAUCGAAUCUUUCACUCGGCUUCUACUUCAGCAUGGAGCGGACUUGCUUAUAGCUGCGUUGAUGCUCAAGAUAGACCUUGAGUGGACAGCUAGACCAAGAGCUAUCAAAUGGCUAGAUAUCAUGGCAAAGCGCUUCCAAGAAGAUAUUCUAUUCCAACAAUUGGAUACCAAGAGGGAGAUUGCUUUGCUGCACGCUGAGUUUCUCCGGGAGCAUGAGCACAUGAGGCGCACGGCCUCAUUCUCUGGCGAUACAGACAUGUCGCGGUGUGCGGAUAUGUCAGAGGAUGGAAAAGCUCUUGACUGUACAAUUAGACUCGAAAUCUCGAAGCGAUGGGCAUACAGUCUUGAGCUCAACUCCCGGAAAGCUUGGGCUAUUGGGAGAGUAACCUUGAAGCGCCUGUGCAGGAGAAUGUUACCGCAAGAUCUCAACCAAACAUUGCUGUUUCUGGCCCUCGCCAAGUCCAUGUCGCGUGUCCUUCGCAGUGAAGGCCAAGAUGAUUGUGGGGAAGAGUUUGAUCAAGACGUUGAGCGAUGGCAAAUAUUGUUCAAAACAACGGAUCAGUUGGCUUUUCAACAGGCAGUCGAGUCCAUCUGGGGCAUCAAUCUAGCCGGAUCCCAUCCGGACUUACUCAUUCCCAGUGAACAGGACCUCGACCCCUUCCAGGCAAUGGCUCUGCACGUCUUGCAGCAGACCGAACGCUUCCACAUAGGCAGCGAAUCCGGCGACGUAGGAUUGAUGUCUGUCCGAGCUAGUUGGAAGCUGAGGCAAGGCGAAAAUCUUCAGCCAUCAGACGGAACCCAGACAAAUUCAGGCUCGUCUCCGGAUCCAGGAAACAAAGAGAGCACAUCUGAAAUAAAAUGUCAUGAAACUAAUGACCAUGUUUCCGACGGUUCUGAAGACCAUGCUGUUCCGAAAGAAACGCCAAAUCACUGUCUCUUAGACCACAAGGAUAUGGUGCUUGCAAUUCUCAUGGCCGGCACAAUAUUUACGAUUGUGAUUGGUUUCUUCUUAGCCGUAGGCCACUCGCUUUUUGACACGAGUCGUCCCAGAGGGGAUACCCCUGGCAAUAUCUUGCUAACAGUCCGGCAAGAAUCGCUCAAGAUCAUUGCAGCCUCUGUUCUGGUCGAGACACUCCCUCACAAGGAGUCCAGUGACCGAGAAUGGGAAGGAGAAGUGUUGCCCGCUGUCCGUAAACAGACCAAUGAGGCGAUUGAAACCGGGCAAAUCAAUAGUAGCGCUAAACUGGCCGAAUUCUUCGUCAAAGAAAUCGAGCACAGAUUCACGGGCUUAGGGAAGGCUUUGGCCGCUUCAUGCCAUCGGAAACGAUACUUCAACGUCAUGCAGAACGCUUACUCCAUGUUGCAAGCUUUCCUAGGCUUACCGAUCACAGCCAUAAGCCCCAGCUCGCUCAAACAGCCUACUGAUGAGUCUACGGAUGCGAAGUCGAGACGUAAGAGGGCGGUAUCUGAAUGUAGCGAGACAGAGCGCUCUCCCAAGGCUGCCAGAAUGUCGCCCAGCACGCUAAAUUUGCCCAAUUUCACCCCAUCAAGUGACGACAAUAGCUCAACAGUAUUGAGCAGCAAGUCAGCUUCUGCGAACAUUCACGGAAAAGUGACGUUUUGUGUUGAAUGUAAUCGCGACUUCAAGACGACUUCGAAUUACGGAAAGCACCGGAAAGGUCCGCUCCAUGACAACAAGCGUUACCCAUGCGCGUAUGACUGUGGGAGGCACUUUUUGAGAAACGAUAUCAGGUUGAGGCACGAGAAGAAGGCCCACCAGGGGAUCAUGGCUACCAAGCCGCAACUUCCUGCUUCAUUUUCUUCAUAG
Pestalotiopsis fici W106-1 is the source of this 4329-nucleotide messenger RNA. RefSeq lists its product as uncharacterized. NCBI's taxonomy places the organism in Eukaryota, Fungi, Ascomycota, Sordariomycetes, Amphisphaeriales, Sporocadaceae. Gene Ontology annotation, molecular function: protein binding. Bases 1 to 4329 code for a protein of 1442 amino acids. The transcript has 5 exons. The record is from RefSeq and is a predicted model, not a curated record.